AUGAACAAGACUGUAGAUUGGAUCCAACAAAUCCAGAUCUUACAGGAGUUCAAAACCGACCCAGUUUUGCUGGUUGAGAUGUGUGUAAAUCCUUAUGAAAUGCAAUUCUCACACAUUGGAUCCGCUUAUCUAUGUGUACAGGACUCUCAUGCGAACAUUCCUGGUUCCCAGCACGAACGACCGUGUGAAUCAGCAGCAGAUCUGGGCGCGGCGCUGCUGAACGCAUUCGACGUGAACCCGGCAUGCGAAGUGGCCCCACCGAAUCUGUAUCAGUGUCGUCGUCGCCUUUUUUUCUUAAACAAGUGCCUCCAAAGAUAUCGUCUUGAUACUGUAACAGUAUCUUGA
This is a messenger RNA of Cylicocyclus nassatus, 345 nucleotides long. The record is from the annotation of a GenBank genome assembly. Lineage: Eukaryota; Metazoa; Nematoda; Chromadorea; Rhabditida; Strongylidae.